AUGGCACCUCAUCGCAAGAACUCUCAAUCCUCUCAAGGCGAUGCACCGGAUAUCGCUAGAGCUAUAGAAGCCAUGGUGGCGGCCAUGACGCAGCAGAAGGAGAACAGGGCGGCUGCACCUGCAUUUGGUCCUGAGCCACGACUGCCAGUCAGAGAGUGGAGUCUGGAAGACUUCCUGAAACACCAUCCAGUGAAAUUUAAUGGGAAGACUAGUCCUGAUGCCGCAGACCAAUGGCUGAAGGAUCUAGAGCGGAUCUUUGAUGCGAAGAUGUGCCCUGUGGAGAAUAGGCUGGCGUUCUCAGUGUACAUGCUCACCGGGGAAGUUGAGCAUCAAUGGAUCAGCAUGAAAUCCAUCAUGGAAGAGCGAGAGGAGCCAGUGACUUGGGAGGCCUUCAGGGGGAAAUUCCUCUCGGAAUAUUUCCUAGACAGCGUCUGGUAUGACAAGGAGGUGGAAUUCCUCCAGCUGACUCAGGGAGGCAAGACCGUGGCGGAUUAUGCUGAGAGGUUCAAGCAUCUCAGCCGCUGCUAUACCUUGCCAUUUGAUGAGGAGUGGAGAUGCCGGAAAUUCGAGAACGGCCUUAGGGGAGACAUCCGCUUGAUGGUAGCCCCUCUAUCCAUCAAGGACUUUGCUGCACUGGUGGAGAAAGUGCAAGUGAUGGAAAAGAUGAAGAACGAAGUGGAAGGCCAGCGCCCACAGCAACCCCAGAGGAUUGGUGGACCAUCUGGGUCCAAGCUGAGACAUGAGGAGCGAAGGAGACCAUAUGAUAGACCCUAA
Vigna unguiculata (cowpea) is the source of this 774-nucleotide messenger RNA. NCBI's taxonomy places the organism in Eukaryota, Viridiplantae, Streptophyta, Magnoliopsida, Fabales, Fabaceae. The record is from RefSeq and is a predicted model, not a curated record.